Messenger RNA from Anoplophora glabripennis (Asian longhorned beetle), 1356 nucleotides. RefSeq names its product blood vessel epicardial substance-B-like. The coding region runs from base 1 to 1356 and encodes 451 amino acids. The transcript is spliced from 6 exons. NCBI's taxonomy places the organism in Eukaryota, Metazoa, Arthropoda, Insecta, Coleoptera, Cerambycidae. Gene Ontology annotation, molecular function: cAMP binding. The record is from RefSeq and is a predicted model, not a curated record. Gene Ontology annotation, cellular component: sarcolemma.
AUGGAAAUAUCUGUGAUGCAAUCGAGGACUUACUCAUCGAACAUCGUUCCUUUCAAGACGAAUUUCUCCGGUCCCAAGCUGAAGCUGCGCCCGCGAGUCAACAUGACCGCGAUGGACAUCAACGGCACCAUCUCCAAGUACGCCGCCACCAAGCCCAACCACACCUACCUGGCCGAGGGCAACCUGACGGGCCACUGGAACCACAACGACUACUUCUACAACCUGACGAACAGCACCGAGUUCGAUUACGACUACCAGAUGUUCAACGGCACCGGUGACGAGGAAUCCUGGACCAUGUGCAAGGAAUGGACGCCGGCCCAACACAACCUGUUCCAGACGGCGAACUUCUUCUUCGCGGCGGCGUUCUUGGUGCCGGGCAGCUUCAAGCAGAGUGUGCUGCUGGUCAGAGCACUGCUGUCGAUCGGCUACUUCUUCCUGACGAUCUGGGGUGGCGUGGAGGUGUGCGCCCCCGACAUCCUGCUGUGGAACCUGGUGAUAGUCCUGCUGAACGUCACCCACACGGCUCUGCUGACGUGGAAGUUUCUACCGCCGACGCUCACUUUAGAGCUGACGGAUUUGUACCUUAAGAUGUUCAAACCCCUUCGGGUCAGCAAGAAGCACUUCAAGGAGUUGGUGAAGGAAGCCAAAGUCAUGAACUUAGAACAGGGCGACAUCUACGCCGUAGAAGAUGUCAGCCCAGCUGACGAAAGGCUGUCAAUAUUGCUCAAAGGAAGAUUGCGCGUAACCUGUGACGACACGCAUCUGCACUUCAUCGGCACCCACCAGUUCGUGGAUUCGCCCGAGUGGGAGGCCAACCACGAGCAAUCGGACGACGUGUUCCAAGUGACAAUCACCGCCGAAGAGGACAGCGUGUACCUCUGCUGGCCCAGGAUGAAGCUGGAGAGGGUGCUUAGGCACAGGCCUAUGCUCAAGGUCGUGCUGGACUCUAUUAUAGGUAAAGACAUAACGCAGAAGCUGUACGCCCUCAACGAACAUCUCAGCGGGUUGAGCGACGAGAGGGAACGGGGCAAAAGGAACCGGAUAUGGGCGAAGACCCACAACCGUAGCAUGUCCAUGGACGCAGUCAACACGGGCACCACCGGAUUGGUUAGGUCCCAGGCGUAUAAAUCUACGCACAGGAAUAAUUCCAGUCGAGCAGAUCGUUCCCUGGGCAAGCUGGAGACCCAGUGCUGGGUCCCCCUGGUGGCCAAGCAGUUCCCCGCCAAGUCGCCCUUCAACCCCCAGAACUCGUCGGCCAGCCUGCGCGUCCCCGACGUCCACACCACCCCGCAGAGGAGCCGGUCCCUGCGCAAGGCCAACCGCGAGGUGAAGUUUGAGACAACGCAGCAGAAAUAG